AUGAAUCGACAAACAUCAUCAACAGAAAAUUCAUCAUCAUCGGGCGGAGGACUCUUUUCAAGUAUCAAGAGUAUGGUGAGUGAUUUGACUUCAAGCUCUCCACAGCCAUCUCAACAACAACCGACCUCUCAAGUUAAACGUCCUUCUUCUUCUUCUUCUUCGGGUACUUCCUCUUCCAAUAAUUUAUUCCCAAGUCUUUCCGUGCUUCAAAGUAAUUUACCACAAGAAAUUCAACGAGUAAAGUCCGUGUUGCAAGGCUCAAAUGUGAGUCUUUCUCAAAUGGAACAGGGAGAACGAGCUCUUGAUGAUUUGAUUAGUGUCUUGUCGAGUCAAUUAGCUGAGUUGUGUGAGUUGAGAAAGGAAAACUCUCAAAAACUGAUUCAUCGACUCAAACAAACGAAUGUUUCAUCAAACACUCAUACCACGUCAUCAUCAACAACAACGAAUCAAUAUGUACCACCCUCUGUUUCACAACAACAAUCACCACAAACUGCAUCAAAAGUGCCAAACAACACGCAACCACCCACAUCAAAGGCUCCACAAAAUACCAACAAGAGCACAACAACACCACAAUCACCACAACAAGGAUUCGGAGCAUUGGCAAGUAGAGGACAAAAGCCAACCAAUUCAACAUCGACCACUAAAUCUCAGCCAUCUUCUACAAAUAAUGCACCAGGAAAAGUUGAUUCAAUUGACUCAAUUUUGGUUUGGCAAGAGAACGAGGUGCCUGUCCAACCAUUGGUCAUGGGAUCCGGAACCCCUCCUCCGACCAAUACGGGCCGAAACACUCCUCCUACUGCACAAUUAUUGGAUCCAUUGGAAAUGACUUUUGACAGUACCACCUUGUCACAACCAUCAGUUCAAGCACCUUCUACUCCAUUAUCGGAUUCAACAAAUUAUCAUGCUCCUCCAGGAUUAGAUUCACUUCUUCAACCACCAUCUGUUUCCGAUAUUUUAGGUGGUGAUUCUCUUCAAGAUAAUUCAAAGAAACAACCAUCAGAAAAUGAUUUCAACUUGGAUCAAAUUUUAGGAACUUCCAAGAAACAGGAACCAGUUGGCGAGAUGUUGGACUUUUCCAAUGAGGGGCAAAAGAUUUUCCAAUCCAAUCAAAUUCUUUCAAUGUUUGACAAACAGGAAUCACAAGAUCAUGUUGUCGGAGCAACUAUUGAUGUAGAAGUUCAGGAUGACACUGGUAAAUCAAACCCUUCCGAUGAUUUUGAUUUUUAA
Molecule: messenger RNA, 1227 nt
Organism: Naegleria fowleri
Lineage: Eukaryota; Heterolobosea; Eutetramitea; Acrasida; Naegleriidae
Exons: 1
Coding region: 1-1227 (408 amino acids)
Source: RefSeq, a predicted model, not a curated record